CUGUGCUGCUACAACUGAUUCAAAGCCGGCAGCAUCAUGCAUUCCAUACUGGAGAGAAUAGCGAGCCGCUCUCCCCAACUCUUGCAUCUCUUUGUAGGAAUCAUCUUCACUUUGGGGGUGCUGAAAGCUGUUCAGUUGUAUUGGAAAAGGAAGAAGCAAAUCAAAGCCUUUGCAAGCUUUCCAGGCCCUCCGAGCCACUGGUUUUUUGGCAACAACAAGGAGAUCACUCGAGGAAAAGAAUUCUUCAAGCUCUUGGAAUGGUCAGAAAAAUACCCCUAUGCUUAUCCAAGAUGGUUUGGUGGCUUUAGAGCUGUCUUAGUAGUCAACCAUCCAGAUUAUGCCAAAACUGUAUUUGGACGUUCAGAUCCUAAGGCUAAAGACAGCUAUAAUUUCCUGGUCCCGUGGAUUGGAAAAGGGCUUCUGAUACUUAAUGGGAAGAAAUGGUUUCACCACCGGCGCUUGCUAACUCCCGGAUUCCAUUAUGAUGUUUUGAAACCAUACACAGCACUGAUGGCAGAUUCAGCCAAAGGGAUGCUGGAUAAAUGGGAGAGGCUGAUUGACAAAGAUGAGACAAAGUCUCUGGAGAUGUUUGAACAUGUCAGCUUGAUGACAUUGGAUACCAUCAUGAAAUGUGCUUUCAGUUCCCAGAGCAACCAGACACCCAGAGAACUGGACGAUUACAUCAAAACAGUUUAUAAUUUGAGCUAUCUGGCGACUCGAAGAACACAGAGUGUUUUGUAUUGGAAUGAUCUGAUUUACCGAUGCAGCUCACCUGGACGCCGUUUUCUGGAGGCCUGCAGAUUGGCACAUCAACACACAGAAAAAGUCAUGGAAGAGAGAAAGAAAUUAUUGAAGGAAGAAGGGGAGCUUGAAAAAAUCCAAAAGAAAAGAUACCUGGAUUUUCUGGAUAUACUUCUUUUUGCCAAGGAUGAAAAUGGUAUGGGGCUCUCUGAUGAAGAUCUGCGUGCUGAGGUGGACACUUUCAUGUUUGAAGGCCAUGAUACUACAGCCAGUGGGAUCUCUUGGAUCUUAUAUGCUCUGGCCCAAAAUCCAGAACACCAACAAAGAUGCAGGGAGGAAAUAAAGGAGACCUUAGGGGAUCGAGACACAUUUCAGUGGGAUGAUCUGGGAAAGAUUCCCUAUACCACUAUGUGUAUAAAGGAAAGCCUACGUCUUUACCCUCCAGUCCCUGGAGUAUCCCGACAGCUUAGCAAACCCAUAACCUUUUGUGAUGGACGCACCUUGCCUGAAGGUACAUUGGUAGCAAUUAACAUUUACUGCAUCCACCGAAAUCCAAGCAUAUGGCCAGACCCAGAGGUAUUUGAUCCUACCAGGUUCUCAUCAGAAAAGUCAUCUCAGAAGCAUUCCCAUGCUUUUGUGCCAUUUGCAGCCGGACCAAGGAAUUGCAUCGGGCAGCAGUUUGCCAUGAAUGAGAUGAAAGUGGCUGUGGCCCAAACCCUCCUUCGAUUUGAAGUCUUGCCAGAUCCGUCAAGGCUGCCUGUUCCAGUUCCUCAGCUUGUCUUGAAGUCGGAUAAUGGUAUACACCUCUUGCUGAGGAAGCUCAAGUGAACUACCACUCUUGUUGUUUCACUGCCAUGGUUUUCGAAUACAAACUACCAUUUUCCACCGCACCCGUCUAUCACCUGUUGUGUCCCAACAUCAUAUUGUCAAGUUGCAUUGCUUUACUUAGUGUGAUUCAAUUGUAGC
Messenger RNA from Pogona vitticeps (central bearded dragon), 1707 nucleotides. RefSeq names its product cytochrome P450 4A6. Lineage: Eukaryota; Metazoa; Chordata; Lepidosauria; Squamata; Agamidae. The record is from RefSeq and is a predicted model, not a curated record. Gene Ontology annotation, molecular function: oxidoreductase activity, acting on paired donors, with incorporation or reduction of molecular oxygen; iron ion binding; monooxygenase activity.